Mesoplodon densirostris (Blainville's beaked whale) is the source of this 822-nucleotide messenger RNA. It is a transcript of the gene AKIRIN1, whose product is annotated as akirin 1. Gene Ontology annotation, biological process: positive regulation of transcription by RNA polymerase II; positive regulation of macrophage chemotaxis; negative regulation of skeletal muscle satellite cell proliferation. NCBI's taxonomy places the organism in Eukaryota, Metazoa, Chordata, Mammalia, Artiodactyla, Ziphiidae. The record is from RefSeq and is a predicted model, not a curated record. The coding region runs from base 125 to 703 and encodes 192 amino acids. Gene Ontology annotation, cellular component: nucleus; chromatin. The transcript has 5 exons. Gene Ontology annotation, molecular function: transcription coregulator activity.
CAGCGCCUUUGCCGGUGCUGGAGCCGCCAUUGGAGCCGGCUUGGCUUGCGGGCUCCGCUGAGGAGCGGGAGGUUGGGCCGCAGUUAAAGUCGCGUCGGCUCCUGGUCCCUGGCCCUUCAGCGGCAUGGCGUGCGGGGCGACGUUGAAGCGGCCCAUGGAGUUCGAGGCGGCGCUGCUGAGCCCUGGCUCCCCGAAGCGGCGGCGCUGCGCCCCUCUGCCCGGCCCCACUCCGGGCCUCAGGCCCCCGGACGCCGAGCCGCCGCCGCUGCUUCAGAUGCAGACCCCACCGCCGACUCUGCAGCAGCCCGCCCCGCCCGGCAGCGAGCGGCGCCUUCCAACCCCGGAGCAAAUUUUUCAGAACAUAAAACAAGAAUAUAGUCGUUAUCAGAGGUGGAGACAUUUAGAAGUUGUUCUUAAUCAGAGUGAAGCUUGUACUUCGGAAAGUCAGCCUCACUCCUCAGCACUCACAGCACCUAGUUCGCCAGGUUCCUCCUGGAUGAAGAAGGACCAGCCCACCUUUACCCUCCGACAAGUUGGAAUAAUAUGUGAGCGUCUCUUAAAAGACUAUGAAGAUAGAAUUCGGGAGGAAUAUGAGCAAAUCCUCAAUACCAAACUAGCAGAACAAUAUGAAUCUUUUGUGAAAUUCACACAUGAUCAGAUUAUGCGACGAUAUGGGACAAGGCCAACAAGCUAUGUGUCCUGAAGCUUUCUUGCAUAUCUGGGUACCAGGUUUGACCUCAAGAGAUGGCUGCUGUACACUUUUUGCAACUGGUUUGAUAUCACAUUUCAGCUCCAACUUUGCAUCCUGAGAACACUUAAAUG